AUGAGAAACUUUUUGGAUCUAACUCUGAUGGGAUCUGAUUUUGGUGGGGUCACAACCAAAGUAUAUUGUAAGCCCAUAGCUGGCAACUCCCUUUUGCAUGGGAAUAGUUGCCAUCCGAGACAUACACCUUUCGCUGUUGCCAAGGGUCAGUUCACACGCCUACAGCGGAACUGUACUUUAUGGGAUGAUUAUAAGAAAGAGGCUGAUUUGUUGGAGCUCAGACUUCUGGAGAGGAAGUAUAAGGCACAUGACAUCAAGAGUGCUAGGAAAGCUGUAGAAGGAUGCCAACAGAGCUCUGGGCCAGUAAACCCAUUUCCUGUUCCGAUGCCAGGUUCCGCAGGGCUGGGAGGACAAGGAGGAGAGCUUUUACCACACUUCCUUCUGGAACCUGAGAACGUCUUCAUUGUGAAGAACAAGCCAGUGACCCUAAGCUGUAAAGCCACCCCAGCCACACAGAUCUACUUCAAGUGCAAUGGGGAAUGGGUGCACCAGACUGAUCAUGUGAUCCAGCACAGCGCAGACCGCACCACAGGCCUGCCUGUUAUGGAAGUGAGAAUAGACAUCUCUCGUCAGCAAGUGGAAAAGAUCUUUGGUUUGGACGAAUACUGGUGCCAUUGUGUGGCAUGGAGCUCGUCUGGCACAUCCAAGAGUCAGAAGGCCUUUAUCCGCAUUGCAUACCUGAGGAAAAAUUUCGAGCAAGAGCCGGUGUCCAGGGAAGUGUUGUUGGAUCAGGAGGUGACAUUGUUGUGUCCCCCAGAGGGGAUACCACCUGCGGAGGUGGAAUGGCUGCGUAAUGAAGAUAUUUUAGAUCCUGAUGUGGACUCAAAUAUUUACAUUGGUUCUGACCAUAGCCUGGUUCUAAGACAAGCACGUUUGGCUGACACUGGAAAUUACACCUGUGUGGCCAAAAAUAUUGUAGCUAGACGUAGGAGUAACUCUGCUGCUAUAACUGUAUAUGUAAAUGGUGGUUGGUCAUCCUGGACUGAGUGGUCUCCCUGUAGUACAACCUGUGGAAGAGGGUGGCAGAAAAGGAGUCGAAGUUGCACCAACCCAACACCACUCAACGGAGGUUCUUUCUGUGAGGGGCAGAACAUCCAAAAAACCGCCUGCACAACACUCUGCCCAGUGAGCGGAGGAUGGGCAGAGUGGAGCUACUGGUCAGCUUGUGCCUCAGACUGCACCCAGUGGAGGAGCAGGGACUGUACCCAGCCUCCCCCAAGGAAUGGGGGCCAGCAGUGCCAGGGACCUGAGACAGAGACCAGAAACUGCACCAGUGAACUCUGCAUGCACACUGUAAUCAUGCCUCUGAACAUUGUGAAUGCAAAUAUAGCUGUAGGUGCCCCUGAGGAUGUUGCUAUGUACGUCGGAGUGGUUGCAGUGGCAGUGUUUUUGGUGCUACUGCUGGCAGUUAUACUGGUGUGUUGGCGCAGAAAGGAGGGACUUGACGCAGACGUAGCGGACUCCUCCAUCCUUACAGCCGCAUUCCAGCCUGUCAGUCUCAAACCAGGCAAAGCAGGCCAGGCCCAUUUAUUGACCAUUCAGCCUGACUUAAGUACAGCAACCAUGACCUAUCAGGGAUCCCUCUGUCUCCGUCAAGAUGGGAGCAACAAGUUUCAGCUGACCAAUGGCCAUCUUCUGCCACCUAUGGGCCCAGGCAUUCCACGCGAGCACAGCCACACUUUACCUCGUCUCUCUACACAAAACUAUUUCCGUACAUUGCCCAGGGGAGCCAGCAACAUGGCAUACGGAACCUUCAACUUUCUAGGGGGACGCCUGAGGAUCCCAAAUACAGGUCUUAGCCUGCUCAUACCUCCAGAUGCAAUUCCCAGGGGAAAAAUCUAUGAAAUCUACCUGACUGUACACAAACAGGAGGAUGUGAGGUUACCUCUAGCCGGCUGCCAGACGCUUCUGGGCCCCAUCGUCAGCUGUGGGCCACCUGGAGUCUUACUCACUCAACCAGUUAUCCUGUCAAUGGACCAUUGCAUUGAACCCAACCCUGAGAACUGGACAGUGCGUCUGAAGAAGCAGUCCUGUGAAGGAAGCUGGGAGGAUGUCCUGCAGCUUGAUGGGGGAAGCCCAUCUCACCUGUACUACUGUCAUAUGGAGUCUCGCGGCUGUUACUUGUUCACUGAGCAGCUGGGACGCUUCGCUCUGGUGGGAGAGUCGCUCAGCAUGUCAGCCACAAAGCGCCUGAAGCUGCUGCUCUUUGCUCCAUCCUCUUGCAACACUUUAGAGUAUAGCUUACGUGUUUACUGUAUCACAGACACACAAGAUGCCAUAAAGGAAGUGAUACAACUUGAAAAACAGCAGGGGGGGCAAUUGAUAGAUGAACCACGGCUCUUACAUUUUAAAGACAGUUACCACAAUCUGCGCCUCUCUGUGCAUGACAUGCACAGCACCAUGUGGAAGAGCAAACUCCUGGCCAGUUACCAGGAGAUACCAUUCUAUCAUAUUUGGAAUGGAUUACAUCAGAACCUUCACUGUACAUUCACUCUGGAGCGCUUCAGUCUCAGCACCUGUGAACUCUCCUGUAGGGUCUGGGUGUGGCAGGUAGAGGGCGAUGGUCAGAGUUUCAACAUCAACAUCAACCUCAACAAGGAUGCUCAUCCAUCAGAGAUCUUGUUGGAGGAAGGAGAGAAGGAAACUGCAGCUCUGGUUGGUCCAAGCGCAUUCAAAAUUCCCUUUUUGAUGAGACAGAAAAUCAUAACAAGCUUAGAUGAGCCUUUGUCUCAUGGAGCUGACUGGCGAGUAUUAGCUCAGAAACUAAAGCUGGACAGCAAUUUGGGAUUCUUCAUCUCUAAAUCAAGCCCAACUGCCAUCCUCCUAAAUAUGUGGGAGGCACAGAACUUCCCCAAUGGGAACUUGACACGACUGGCAGCUGCUGUGGCUGAUAUUGGCAAACAAGACUCUCUCCUGUACAUGAUGUCAGAGGCAGAGUGCUGA
Bombina bombina (fire-bellied toad) is the source of this 2943-nucleotide messenger RNA. RefSeq names its product unc-5 netrin receptor A (gene UNC5A). Gene Ontology annotation, cellular component: membrane. NCBI's taxonomy places the organism in Eukaryota, Metazoa, Chordata, Amphibia, Anura, Bombinatoridae. Gene Ontology annotation, molecular function: netrin receptor activity; protein binding. The record is from RefSeq and is a predicted model, not a curated record. Gene Ontology annotation, biological process: netrin-activated signaling pathway; anterior/posterior axon guidance.